CCCGAGGACCUGCAGGACCCCUUCUAUGUUGACCAGUACGAGCAGGAGCACAUCAAGCCGCCUGUCAUCAAGCUCCUACUGUCCAGUGAGCUGUACUGCCGGGUGUGCAGCCUCAUCCUGAAAGGGGACCAGGCGGCCACACUCCAAGGACACCAGUCUGUCAUUCAGGCCCUGUCUCGGAAGGGCAUCUAUGUGAUGGAGAGUGAUGACACGCCGGUCACCGAGGCCGACCUUAGCUGUGCGCCCGUGAAGAUGAGCUCGCACAUGGCCAUGAUUGACUCCCUGAUGAUGGCCUUCACCGUGGAAAUGAUCAGCAUUGAGAAGGUGGUGGCCAGCGUCAAGCGCUUCUCCACAUUCAGCGCCUCCAAAGAGCUGCCUUACGACCUGGAGGACGCCAUGGUGUUCUGGAUCAACAAGGUGAAUCUUAAAAUGCGGGAGAUAACGGAGCGUGAGGUGAAGGUGAAGCAGCAGCUGCUGGAAAGCCCAGCUCACCAGAAGGUCCGCUAUCGGCGUGAGCACCUCACCAGCAGGCCGUUCCCCCACUUCCCGCUGCUGGAGGGCUUGAUGAAGGACAGCAGUGACAGCGCUGCCCUCCUCUCUGUCAUCCACUACUACUGUCCUGAGCAGAUGAAACUGGAUGAUAUUUGCUUAAAGGAGGUGGUGUCGAUGGCAGACAGCCUGUAUAACAUUCGGCUCCUGAGAGAAUUCUCCAAUGAGUAUCUGAACAAAUGCUUUUACCUCACCCUGGAGGACAUGCUGUACGCCCCGCUGGUGCUGAAGCCCAACGUCAUGGUCUUCAUUGCUGAGCUCUUCUGGUGGUUCGAGAAUGUCAAGCCAGACUUUGUUCAGCCCCGGGACGUCCAGGAGCUGAAGGAUGCGAAAGCGGUGCUCCACCACAAGGCCGGCCGGGCUCCGGUCCCGAUCUCCAACGCCACCAAACGCAGCUUCAUGGCCAGCCCGGCGCCCCCGAGCCCGGCGGACCUGCCGCUGUCCACGCAGCCACCCACCGAGGCCUGUCCCCGCUACCACUUGCACCUGGAGGAGUCUGAGUGUCUGGGGAAGGGGACCUCUGCCUUCAGCCCGUCCCACCCGUUACUGCCGCUGAGACAGAGGCAGCAAAAGUCUGUGCAGGGCGAGGAGGGCCCCGACCCACGGCAUCGGUCGGACUCUCUCAGUCGAGCGGACGGCCAGCCCCGCGGAACGGCUGUCACGUGGUCAGAGAAGAAGUCGAGGCCUGUGUCGCAGACAGCCCCGUUUUCGCUUUAUCACGGUGCGAGCUGUGACGGGGACCCGGCCUCCAGCGACACCAUCAGCUUGGCCCGUUCCAUUAGCAAAGACAGCUUGGCGUCCAAUAUCGUCAGUGUCACCCCGCAGAACCAGCCUCACCCCACAGCCACCAGGACCAACGGGAAAGGCCUCCUGGGCAACGUGAACAUGGAGGACGAGGAGGAGGAGCUGCUGGCCAUCAUCCGGACUGACGCUGCUCCCCUUGGGGCGGACGUGCCUGGGCCGCGAGCCUCGGGCCUGCCUGGGGCCAGGUCUGCCCAGAGAGACGCCACCCCAGAUGGCAGGCCCGAGAGCUUCUUCCUGGAGCCUCUGUUGCCGGCCGUGCUCAAGCCGGCCAAAGAGAAGCAGGUCACAACCAAGGAGGAUGAGCGCGGAGAGGGCCGGCCUAGGGGCCUCCUCACCAAGCGGCUCAGUGAGGGCCACCAGCCGGUGGCUAGAAGGAGAGUGGGCAGCGCUCAUGGUACCCAUGACCUGGCCCGGACUUUCACCCCCAUUUCCUGCUCGGACUUCCCAGCCACCAUAGACCCCUCACUCCUGGAGGCAGGACUGCCGUCGGCCAGCACCGCAGGGGAACCGUGUGGCCGGCCCCUGGCCAGUGGCAGUGUCCACCCGUCGUCUCAGGUUCAGCCGUCUGAUGGCUUCUUCCUCCACGUGGUCAGAGCCGUGGAUGAUGCCGAGGACAGGCUCGCGGGGGCCUGCGUGAGGAGCCCCAGCCCGCCCGGUCCUGAGCCGUGGACCAUCCUGAGGCAGGACUCGGACUCGGACGUCCUGGACAUCGAGGACGCCGAGCAGGACCGGCCCGUGGCCAUCACGUGCCCCGGCGAGGAGGAGUCGGCCAAGCUGCAGGAGGACCUGACGGUGAGGGAGCACGAGGACAAGGACGAGGCCAGUGGGCGCUCCAGCCCCUGCCUCAGCACCAUCUCUCAGCUGAGCAGCGUCUCCUUGGCCAGCGGGAGCGUGAAGAUGACCAGCUUCGCAGAGCGCAAGCUCCAGAGACUCAACAGCUACGAGACCAAGUCCAGCACCAGCAGCUCGCAGAAGACCACGCCCGACGCGUCCGAGAGCUGCCCAGCGCCUCUGACCACCUGGAAGCAGAAGCGGGAGCAGAGCCCGAGCGGGCAGGGCCGGGACCACGCCAGCCUGCUGGCCUCCGAGCUGGCGCAGCUGCACAUGCAGCUGGAGGAGAAGCGCCGCGCCAUUGAGGCGCAGAAGAAGAAGAUGGAGGCGCUGUCGGCCAGGCAGCGGCUGAAGCUCGGGAAGGCCGCGUUCCUGCACGUGGUGAAGAAGGGCAAGGCCGAGGGGGCCCCACAGCCGCUGCGGCCCGAGCACCUCACCAAGGAGUACGCCCAGCACAACGGCGAGGCCUCCGAGGACGCUGCGGCCAAGUCGGAGGGGCGCAGGGACGCCCUCCACCUGGAGCCGCACGACAUGGACAAGGACGCAGACAAGGACGGCCUGGCCCUCGCCCCCCACCAGCCCAGGGAGUCGUGCGCCCCGCACGAGUGCGAGAAGGCCAGAGGGCUGCCAGCCGCGCUGCUGGAGGACGGCGAGGGGCUGGACGUGGGCGAGUGCGAACUGUCCAUCGAGAAGCUGAGCGAGACCAUCAGCACACUGCAGCAGGCCAUCCUGAAGAUCUCGCAGCAGCAGGAGCAGCUCCUCACCAAGCCCCCCGCCCUGCCCCCCGCCCCCCGCAACGGCUCCCAGGACCAGAAGGCCAAGGCGGCCAUCCACUUCGUCGAACCGCUCUCUCCCACGGCGGUGACCGGCCACCGCAAGCCCCCUCGUCUCGGCCAGGGGCGGGGUUCCCGCUCGGGACGCCCGGCUGAGCUCAAGGUCCCGAAAGACCGGCCGCAGGGCUCCCGCAGCAAAACGCCAACCCCCAGCAUCGAGACCCUCCCGCACCUGAGACCCCUGCCCCCCAACGGCCAGGCGAGGACGCCUCCCGAGCUGGGCCUGGACGGUGCCGCAGAGCCCGGGAGCGACACCCGGGACAGGCUUCUCUUUGACAGUUACCGGCUGCACGACGAGAACAACCAGCGAACGUUUGUCCUGUCCUCGGCCCCAGACGCCAACAUCCUGUCAGAGGCGCUGGAGAAGAGCGCGCGGGAGGCGGGCAAGGAGAACGUGCCCCUGGAGGAGCCGCUGAGGGCCAAGGCCAGCCUCAUUGAGGUGGACCUCGCUGACCUGAAGGCCCCCGACGAGGACGGGGACCUGGACCUCCCUGACAGCACCGGUGGCCUGGUCAGCGAUGGUGACCAGAAGCCUGGGCUCGGGUUCUUCUUCAAGGACGAGCAGAAGGCGGAGGACGAGCUGGCCAAGAAGCGCGCGGCCUUCCUGCUGAAGCAGCAGCGCAAGGCGGAGGAGGCGCGCAUGCGCAAGCAGCAGCUGGAGGCCGAGGUGGAGCUCAAGCGGGACGAAGCCCGGCGUAAAGCGGAGGAGGACCGGAUCCGGAAGGAGGAGGAGAAGGCGCGGCGGGAGCUCAUCAAGCAGGAGUACCUGCGGAGGAAGCAGCAGGAGGCCCUGGAGGAGCAGGGUCUGGGGAAGCCCAAGGCCAAGCCCAAGAGAGCGCGGCCCAAGUCCGUGCACCGCGAGGAGUCCUGCAGCGACUCGGGCCCCAAGUGCGCCUCCACACCCGACAAUCUGAGCCGCACCCAGUCUGGAUCCAGCCUGUCCUUGGCAUCUGCAGCAACCACUGAGCCAGAGAGUGUCCACUCAGGGGGCACACCUUCCCAGCGAGUGGAGUCACUGGAAGCUCUGCCCACUCUGAGCCGGAACCCGAGCAGAAGCACAGACCGGGACUGGGAGACAGCGUCCGCGGCCUCCUCUCUCGCCUCAGUGGCCGAGUACACAGGGCCGAAGCUCUUCAAGGAGCCCAGCAGCAAGUCCAACAAGCCCAUCAUCCACAAUGCCAUCUCACACUGCUGCCUGGCGGGGAAGGUCAACGAACCACACAAGAACUCCAUAUUAGAGGAGCUGGAAAAGUGUGACGCCAACCACUACAUCAUCCUCUUCAGGGACGCGGGCUGUCAGUUCCGGGCGCUCUACUGCUACUACCCCGACAGCGAGGAGAUCUACAAGCUGACCGGCACGGGUCCCAAGAGCGUCACCAAGAGAAUGAUUGACAAACUGUACAAAUACAGCUCAGACCGAAAACAGUUCAACCUGAUUCCAGCAAAAACCAUGUCUGUCAGCGUGGACGCACUCACCAUACACAACCACCUAUGGCAGCCCAAGCGGCCGGCCGUGCCAAAGAAGACGCAGACUCGAAAGUGA
This is a messenger RNA of Elephantulus edwardii (Cape elephant shrew), 4560 nucleotides long. RefSeq names its product calmodulin regulated spectrin-associated protein 1 (gene CAMSAP1). NCBI's taxonomy places the organism in Eukaryota, Metazoa, Chordata, Mammalia, Macroscelidea, Macroscelididae. The record is from RefSeq and is a predicted model, not a curated record. The transcript has 16 exons. Gene Ontology annotation, cellular component: microtubule minus-end. Gene Ontology annotation, biological process: negative regulation of microtubule depolymerization; neuron projection development; cytoplasmic microtubule organization. The coding region runs from base 196 to 4560 and encodes 1454 amino acids. Gene Ontology annotation, molecular function: spectrin binding; calmodulin binding; microtubule minus-end binding.